This is a messenger RNA of Enhydra lutris kenyoni (northern sea otter), 7724 nucleotides long. RefSeq names its product glutamine rich 2. Lineage: Eukaryota; Metazoa; Chordata; Mammalia; Carnivora; Mustelidae. The transcript is spliced from 25 exons. The record is from RefSeq and is a predicted model, not a curated record. Bases 1 to 5748 code for a protein of 1915 amino acids.
AUGCCGCCCGCGACGGCGGCCACCACCAUGGUCUCCCUCCGGGAGCUGGCGGACUUGGCCAUCGGCACCCCGGAGGUGGGCGCCGUCAACUUCACGGCCCUGCACACGCUCAUCGUGGCCAUGCUCCGGAGCCUCAACCUGCAGGAGGUGCGCAUCGACUUCCAGUCGCCGUUGCCGUCGCCGGAGACGAGCCGCACCUUGGAGCUCCCGCAGGCCGCGCUCAGCGCCCCGCAGCUGGCUGCGUCCAAAGAGAAGCCGCGCGGCGGCCUGACCAAGCCACCGACGGCCGCGGCGACGCUCGAGAGCCAGGUGAAGGGCCUGGGCGGGCAGGUCCAGGACCUCAGCAGGAAGCUCAAGACCGUCACGAGCCAGGUGCAGGGCAUCGUGAGCCACGUGCAGCACCUUACGGCUCCCAUCAGCGAGCUGGACGCCCGGGACUGGCUGGAGGAGACCGCCCAGCUGACGCCGGCCAGGGCACGAGCAGGGUCGUUGAAAAUCGCGAAGGGCGAGCGGGCCACGGUCUCCCAGGUCUCCCAGGCCAUGGAGCUGCUGCGCGACGUCGUGGAGGACGUGAAAACCCUCAAAGAAGCCCAGGAAAAGGCGGAGGAGCUCCCAGCGUCCUCCAUCUCUGAACUCUUCUUCCAGACAAUCGUCCAGCGAAUCGAUGCUCUAGAGAAGAUAGUCAGAGAACGGGAUGAAUUCCUGGACCUCGUGGGCCGGAAGAUGAGUUUGAUGCCUGUUGGAGAAGAAGUCACCAUGGUCACCUGGGAGGAGCUGGAGCAAGCCAUUACUGACGGCUGGAGGGCCUCACUAGGGGUGAACAAACUGGGGACCUGGGCCCUGGUUUUGGAUCAGACCUUUUCAGGACUCGGUGGCAUAAGAAACCCCUCUGAAGGGGUCACCAGGGAACGAGGCAGAGGUGCCUCCGCUACCGCAUUCCCUGCUAGAGAACAGCACCCGAGGGCCCGUGACGAAGCUGGCCUGGCAAAGGCCCAUCACCUGUCUGCGUCCCAAUCCAGAGUAGAGUCAGGUCGCCCCAGGACGAGAGAGCUGCCGUCGCACAGCUCCGUCCAUCUAAGAAAAGAGGAACGAGAAGCACAGCCUGGUCCCACCCUACAGGACCUAUCCUCAGGCCCUGUGGCAGGAGAUGAAUAUAAAGUACACCCAGAUCAGCACUGGGGGGUGGAUGCAAGCCAGGGUCGAAUCCAGCCCGGGCUAGAUCAGCAUGGACUGGGACCACACGGCAUGGACCCACUGGCGUGGAGCCAUCCCAGGACUUACCCACAUGCUGUGGUACCGCACAGCAUGGGUCAGCUCGGUGUGAUGCCACCUGGAACGGAUGAGUGGGGCUUGGUAACACCUGGCCUGGAUCAGUAUGGGAUGGUGCCACCAGUGGUACCCGGCACACAUCAGCAAGGAUGGGAACUACCUAGCACAGUUCAGCCUGGUAUGGUUCCACUUGGCACGUAUCAGUAUGGCACAGGACUUCCUGGCACAGCCCAUCAGCCUGGUGUGGAUCAGCGUGGAUUGGUGCCCUUGACUGCAGAUCAGCAUGGAUUUUUAAUAUCUGGCAUGGAUCAACAAGGAUCGAUCCAAGUGGUUUGGUCCAGCCUGGUGCUUAUCUACCUGAUUGGGCACAGCCUGGUCAGCAUGAGUCGGUCCAACUUGGCAUGGACCCGCGUGCUUUGGUGCAUCCUCGUGCUGGUCAGCCUGGCGUGGAUCAACAUGGUUUGUUGCGACCUGGCGCAGGUCAGCCUGGCUUGGCGCACCCUGGGGUGGACCAGCGUGGUUUCGUGCAACCUAGUGCUGGUCAGCCUGGUUGGGCACAGCCUGGCAUGGAUCACCGUGGUUUGGCACAACCUGGCGCAGCUCAGCCUGGUUUGGUGCAGCCUGGCAUCCAUCAUCCUGGUUUCACGGCAACCUGGCGCAGGUCAGCCUAGCUUGGCACAGCCUGGCAUCGAUCAGCGUGGGUUGGCACAACCUGGCACAGGUCAGCCUAGCUUGGCACAGCCUGGCAUCGAUCAUCCUGGUUUCACGCAACCUGGCGCAGGUCAGCCUAGCUUGGCACAGCCUGGCAUCGAUCAUCCUGGUUUCACGCAACCUGGUGCAGGUCAGCCUGGUUGGGCACGGCCUGGCAUGGAUCACCGUGGUUUGGCACAACCUGGCGCAGCUCAGCCUGGUUUGGUGCAGCCUGGCAUCGAUCAGCGUGUGUUGGCACAACCUGGCACAGGUCAGCCUAGCUUGGCACAGCCUGGCACGGAUCAUCCUGGUUUCACGCAACCUGGUGCAGGUCAGCCUAGCUUGGCACAGCCUGGCAUCGAUCAGCGUGUGUUGGCACAACCUGGCACAGGUCAGCCUAGCUUGGCACAGCCUGGCACGGAUCAUCCUGGUUUCACGCAACCUGGUGCAGGUCAGCCUAGCUUGGCACAGCCUGGCAUCGAUCAGCGUGUGUUGGCACAACCUGGCACAGGUCAGCCUAGCUUGGCACAGCCUGGCAUCGAUCAUCCUGGUUUCACGCAACCUGGCGCAGGUCAGCCUGGCUUGGCACAGCCUGGCAUGGAUCAUCCUGGUUUCACGCAACCUGGCGCAGGUCAGCCUGGCUUGGCACAGCCUGGCAUCGAUCAUCAUGGUUUCACGCAACCUGGCGCAGGUCAGCCUGGCUUGGCCCAACCUAGAGAGGAUCAGCGUGGGUUGGUACAACCUGGUGCAGCUCAGCCUGGUAUGGUCCAACCUAGAAUGGAUCAAGGUGGAUUGGUACAACCUGGUGCAGGUCAGCCGGGUUUGGUUCAGCCUGGCACAGUUCAGCCUGCUUUGGUCCAGCCUGGUGCAGGUCAGGGUGGUUUAGGGCAACGUGGAUUGGAUCAGCGUGGCUUGGUACAGGCUGACACAGAUCCACGUGGCUUUUCUCAACCUGGUGCAUAUCCUCCUGGAUUGAUUCAACCUGGCGCAUAUCCACCUGGUCUGGUACAGCCUGGUGCCUAUCCUCGUGGUUUGGUCCAGCCUGGAAUUGAUCAGUACGGCUUGAGGCCACCUGGAACCGGACAACCAGGUGUGGUACCAGCAGGCACAGGGCUUCGUGGCUUUCCAGCAUUUACCCCAGAUUUUCCAAGAUCUUUAGCACAUCCAUAUCACCCUGGCGUGAUACCUCCUGGCAGAUACCAACAUGGCGAGGUGUCGGCACUUCUAGCCAGUCAGGGUUUGGCAUCACCAGGGAUUGGCCAAAAGGGUUUACCAGAGACUUACCAGCAAGGUUUGUUACAUCGUGGCACAGACCAGCAUGGCCUGACACCAUUAAGCCCCCAUGUGGGAUCUGCACAGCAAGCUCAACAGCAUUUGGUUUCGCCUGGCCCGGAUCAGCAUGGCGAGGGACAAGCUGGCACAGAACAGCAAGACCAUGUAUCCUCUAUCCCAGAAUCCUGGGACCGAUCCUAUCCUGGCCCUCAGGGCCCAGGCGUCCAGAUGGGUUUGGAUCCAAAACAAAUACAGGCCCCAGGCCAGUCUGCCCUUCCGGUCCGGACUCCUUCCAGCCAAGCAGCCGCCUUUCCCAGGAGCGCAGACUCUCUCAGCUGUCUCCACCGAGUCUCCUCCGAAAAGAGUGAUUUCCAGAGCGAGAGACGUGACUCGCUGGAUAAAUUAGCUCCGACCUUCCCCAUGGCAGUGGAAACAUUUCGUCUGAUGGGAGAGCUCCUUGGCCUCUAUGUAGAGCUCAAGGAGAACAUGAAGGAGCUGGACGAGGAGGAGGCUGGCCAGACCGACCUGGAGAAGAUCCAGUACCUGCUCGGCCUCAUGGUCAAAAAGGCUAUACCCCCAGACCUGCAGGAACAGCUGAACACCUUAAAGUCCUUAACCAAAGAAGUUCGGCAGGAAAAAGCAAAAAUGGAGAGGAUGCAGAAGAUUCUGGAGGGCAACGGGGAACAAGAAACAGGGAAAGACACGAAGAAUGGCUCGCUGAGCUUGCAGCUGGGAAUCCUCAGAGUUACCGUGGCUGACAUCGAGAAGGAACUGGCCGAGCUGAGGGAAAGCCAAGAGCGGGGCAAGGUCAGCAUGGAGCACUCCGUCUCCGAAGCCUCCCUCUACCUGCAGGACCAGCUGGACAAGCUCAGGGCGAUCAUCGAGAACAUGCUGGCCUCCUCUUCCACGCUGCUGUCCCUGAGCAUGGCUCCUCACAAGGCGCUGUCCACUUUGGAACCCGGCCAGAUUGACCCGGAGGCCACCUGCCCCACCUGCAGCCUGGACCUGAGCCACCAGGUCAGCACGCUGGUGCUGCGCUACGAGCAGCUUCAGGACAUGGUCAACAAUCUGGCUGCCUCCCGGCCCUCCAAGAAAGCCAAGCUCCAGAGCCAGGAUGAAGAGCUGCUGGGCCACGUCCAGAGCGCCAUCCUGCAGGUGCAGGGCGACUGUGAGAAGCUCUACAUCACCACCAGCAGCCUCAUCGAAGACCACCGGCAGAAGCAGAAGGACAUUGACGUGCUGUACCAGGGCCUAGAGAAGCUCGAGAAGGAAAAGGCCAACAGGGAGCACCUGGAGAUGGAGAUUGACGUGAAGGCAGAUAAGAGCGCCCUGGCGGCCAAAGUGAGCCGUGUCCAGUUCGAUGCCACCACGGAGCAGCUGAACCACAUGAUGCAGGAGUUGGUGGCAAAGAUGAGCGGCCAUGAGCAGGACUGGCAGAAGAUGCUGGACAAGCUCCUGGUGGAGAUGGACAGCAAGCUGGACCGCCUGGAGCUGGACCCCGUGAAGAAGUUGCUGGAAGACCGCUGGAAGUCCUUGAGGCAGCAGCUCAAGGAGCGCUCUCCCCUCUACCAGGCGGACGAGGCAGCGGCCAUGCGGAGGCAGCUCUUGGCACAUUUCCACUGCCUCUCUUGUGACCGGCCCUUGGAGACAGCUGUGACUGGACAAUUUAUCCCGGUGACUCCUGUGGGCCCAGCCCUGCCUGGGCACCGUUCCACCCGCCCCUACACUAUCUUCGAGCUGGAGCAGGUCCGGCAGCAGAGCCGCAACCUCAAGCUGGGCGGUACCGCCUUCCCUCGGGGCGACUUGGCGCACAUGGAGCGGAGCGUGGGGCGCCUGCGCACCAUGCACUCCAAGAUGCUGAUGGACAUUGAGAAGGUGCAGAUCCACUUCGGAGGCUCAGUCCGGGCCAGCAGCCAGAUGAUCCGGGAGCUGCUGCAGGCACAGUGCCUGAGCUCCCCCUGCUACAAACGGGUGCCGGAGACAGCCGACUACGUGUACUCGAGCGUGCCCCGGCGCUGUGGGGGCAGCCACACCCUCACGUACCCCUACCGCCGCAGCCGUCUACAGCACCUGUCCCAGGGCCUGUACCCCACCGAGGAGGUCCAGAUCGCCAUGAAGCAUGAUGAGGUGGAUAUCUUGGGCUUGGAUGGACAUAUUUACAAGGGACGGAUGGAUACAAGGCUGCCCGGCAUCUUGACCAAAGACAGUGAGUCCUCCAUCUCCGGGAUGACCAAGCACAAGGCCAAGCAAUCCCGGCCCCAUGUGCACAGGCAGCAGUCCCUCAGCGACAACGGCCAGCUGCCCUCGAGACCUCAGAGUGCCCAGAUGCUGGCUGGCAACAGCCCAGCUCCUCCUCGUCCACGGAAAGACAGACCCCUGUCGUCCGAGGGGCGCCUCGCCCAGCCCAACGCAGCCCACCCGCCCAGCCCCAGCGAGAUGGAGAUGCACAUGGACAUGCCCCCCGGGGAGGGGCCCGAGGAGCCCACCCGGGGACCGCGGUCCACCACUGCUCAGUGAGCAAAGGUAUUAAUAAAUGUUUAGGAAGAAGCUUGGGGCAGCGAGACUUCUGUGGUCUUGGCUCGGGAAGAUGGAGUCAAAGGGUGGGGGGUCCUUCAGGCCAGGCCCCGCCAGACCACCCCCCGGGUCCGGGUGGCCGGCCUUCAGUUGAACAGGUUGGACUUCUAGCGUGAGAAUGAGACCACGACCCCCCACCCCCCAAAACGGGUGAAGCUACCCUCCAAGGGUGCGGGGCUUCAAAAGCAGCUGGUGAGGCCAGACCCCAGAGCCUGGGGCUAGUAGGCCACAGUAGGAGGCGCUCUCACCCCUGCGGGCUCUCUCCUGACCUCCGCGGGACCCCGAGGCUGCUGGCCUACAGGGUUGCCUGGCCCACCGGGGUGUUCCUGGCACAUCCCUCGGGGAGCAGGGCCCCGGCCACCUGGGAAGGUUUCUGGUUGCUGUCCUCUGCAGCUUACCCCUGAGUGGCUGCUGCAGAGGCAAAGAGGGACUGCCUGGCCUAGGCCGGUUCCCUGCUCCCCUUCCCCCUCCCCAGAAAGAGUGAAAAGAAAUGUGAGCAGAAGUGUGUCGGGAGGGGCUUAGCCAGGGGACUGCCAUGUGCCCAGCGCCCGGAGGCCUAGCCUUUGUACUGCCCCAGCCUGCUGGGCUCCACCAGCCCCCAAGAGGCAAAGAGGGUUCACUGCUAUCCCGAGUCCUUUGCGCUAAAGGUCUUGGCAGGUUUGAGGGGACAGAGGAGCGAGGGGCAGCGGCUGAGUUCAGCGGGUAUGGGAUGAACCCCCAGACCCCCCUGGGGCCCCGGCGGGGACGAGGGAGAACCGCCCUCCCCACGAGGCCUCUGAAGUCACAGAAGCAGCUUUUCUGUCUUCAGGUCUCUUCUCAUGGGAGGCCCCCAGCCCCACUCCUCGUCACCCCAACAUAGGGAAGGGAUGUCUCACACAAGAGGCUCGCUUUAAGGUGGGAGGGGAUGGGGUGACAAAACACACACGAAAGGAAAGUGUGGCAGGAAACUGCCCAGAAGAGGGUUUCUCCCCAGUCCUGUGUGGGCAAAGGAGGGUAUCAUGGGGGUGGGGCAGGUGUUCCCUACGGGCGGGGGUGGUGUUUCCCCCUUCUUUCCCCAUGGGCCAAGAUCCCCUCCAUCUUCUCACAAUGAUCUAAUGCCCUGGCUGGGUAAGAAGUGGUAAACAGCUUGAACCCUGGGGGCCCGGUAGAAAGGUCUCACGCCAGUCGCCCUUCUCUCCCCAAGCAGAGCAGGAGAGCCAGCUCCAGCCCCUCUGCUCCUGCCCGGCUCCCGUUUCUCACCCAGCCUGAGAGAUGUCAGCAGGUUCCUGGCUCAGUGUCCCUGGCCUAGAAUCCAAACUCACCAGCUUGGCAGGGAGGAGCAGAAGCAGGACAGCCCAGCCCUCCGUGCCCAGGCCUCCCCCGCGCCCAGACAAGGACGGGGAGUGGAGGACAUUCCCCAAGCAGGGGAGGCCAGCCCCCAUCCUCGCACCUGGGCCAGGCCGCCCACCCUCCCCAGGCUGUGGUCCCAGCGUGGCCGCCCACGGGCCCUCCAGGGACUUCCCCUCGCAGCCCCGGAAAGCACAGGUGGGCUGGCUUAGGGGUGAGGCCGGGAGGCGGCCCAGGGGUUUCCAACCAGGAAACAAAACUGGAAGGACUAACCCAGCCUCAGAGGAAACCAUCCCAUGCAGGGGGCAGAGGGCACUGCUGGCAGGUUCUGCUCGGCUCCAUAGGAGCCGCUGUGCGGGCGGGCUGGACGAGGUAGCCUGGCGUGCUCCCUAGGGCUCCUCUCAGGUGUCACUCCCCCUCAGGCUAUGAACCCCCAGCCCCUCCAGCCCCACUCUACAGCAGGGUCCAUCACAGGCCUCUGGCUGCUGAGGACGGAGAGAACAAGCCCCCUCCCCCCAACGCACAUGCACACACACAAGCACACACGUGUUUUAGGGGUCUUAGGGCGCAGCGGGGUACAAGGCAGCAUCCCU